CGUCGGGAGCUGGAGGUCGGUGAUGUCCGUGAAACACCGAAAACAGCUCGUUUACAUGAACCCGCCGAGACACGUGACUCCCGCCGCGUCUUAAACGACAGUCACGUGGUUUGAGGAGAAACCCGGAAGUGAUCGGCCCGGUUUGUCCUACAGAGACGGCCUCUGACGUCAUCGGAGGAGGACGGCGGCCCGGGACUGCAUGAGACCGUGAGACCGUGAGACCUGCUGCUGUGAGGACAGACAGACAGCAUGAGGAAGGACGUGAGGAUCCUCCUCGUGGGAGAGCCCAAGGUGGGGAAGACAUCGCUGAUAAUGUCUCUGGUCAGUGAGGAGUUUCCUGAUGAGGUUCCUCUUCGAGCUGAGGAGAUCACCAUCCCGGCGGAUGUCACCCCAGAGAGGGUGCCCACACACAUAGUGGACUACUCGGAGGCAGAACAGUCAGAAGAGCAGCUGUUUCAAGAAAUAUCAAAGGCAAAUGUGAUCUGCAUAGUGUACUCGGUCAACAACAAGAAGUCCAUUGAAAAGGUGACAAGCCACUGGAUUCCUCUCAUAAAUGACAGAACAGACAAGGAUAGCAGGGUACCAUUGAUCCUUGUGGGGAACAAGUCGGACCUGGUAGAACACAGCAGCAUGGAGACCAUCCUGCCCAUCAUGAAUCAAUACCAGGAUAUCGAGACCUGUGUAGAGUGCUCUGCGAAAAACCUGAAGAACAUCUCUGAGCUUUUCUACUACGCCCAGAAGGCUGUUCUCCACCCGACCGGACCCCUGUACUGCCCCGAGGAGAAGGAGCUGAAGCCUUCCUGCAUCAAGUCUUUAACUCGAAUCUUUAAAGUGUCUGACCUGGACAACGACGGCAUCCUUAAUGACAACGAGCUCAACUUCUUCCAGAGAACAUGUUUCAACACACCGCUGGCGCCUCAGGCCUUAGAGGACGUAAAGAACGUGGUCAGGAGGAACAUGACAGAUGGAGUCAAGGACAACGGACUUUCACUCAAAGGCUUCCUGUUCCUUCACACUCUCUUCAUACAGCGAGGCCGACACGAGACCACCUGGACUGUGCUGCGGAGGUUUGGUUAUGAUGAUGACCUGGAGCUCACACAGGAGUACCUGUUCCCCAUGAUAAAGAUCCCUCCAGACUGCACCACAGAGCUUAACCACAACGCUUACCUCUUCCUCCAGAGUGUCUUUGAUAAACAUGAUAAAGACAGAGACUGUGCGCUGUCGCCAGAGGAGGUGAAGGACUUGUUCAAAGUGUUUCCCUACAUGCCUUGGGGUCCGGAUGUCAACCACACGGUCUGCACCAACGAACAGGGAUGGAUCACAUACCAGGGAUACCUCUCCCAGUGGACGUUAACAACAUAUUUAGACGUACAGCGUAGUUUGGAGUACUUGGGUUAUCUUGGCUACUCUAUCAUCUAUGAACAGGAGUCCCAAGCUGCUGCCAUCACAGUGACGCGUAGCAAGCGCAUCGAUCUGCAGAAGAAACAGACCCAGCGCAGCGUCUUCCGCUGCAACGUCUUGGGGGCCAGAGGCAGCGGGAAGAGUGGCUUCCUCCAAGCUUUCCUGGGCAAAAACCUGCAGGGUCAGAGGCGGAUUAGAGAAGACCACAAGUCCUUCUAUGCCAUCAGCACGACUUAUGUUUAUGGUCAGGAGAAGUACCUGCUGCUCCAUGAGGUGAUGCCAGAUUUUGACUUCCUGUCAGAGGCCGACCUAGCCUGUGACGUGGUCUGCCUGGUGUAUGACAUCAACAAUCCUAGCUCUUUUGAAUACUGCGCCAAAGUGUACAAGCAAUACUUCAUAGAUAGCAAGACGCCAUGCGUGGUGAUUGCCGCCAAGUCGGACCUGCACGAAGUGAGGCAGCACUACAGUCUCUCACCGCACGAGUUCUGCCGUAAACACAAGCUCCACCCACCCCAGCCGUUCACAUGCAGCACGACCGAGGCACCCAACAAAGACAUCUACACGAGACUCACCACCAUGGCCAUGUAUCCACACAUGGCUCAGGCCGACCUGAAGAACUCCACCUUCUGGCUGAGAGCGAGCGUCGGUGCCACGGUGUUCGCCGUGCUGGGCUUCGCCAUGUACAGAGCGCUCCUCAAACAGCGGUGAUCGGACGGCGUGAGACGGCUUCAUUCCCCCCCGUCCCCGUCCCCUCUGUUGACUCUGCCCCGUCCCUCCCACCUGAAAGACUCAAAGAGCCUGUCUGACUAAACAACAGGGCACAUUGCCUCAGACCUCCAACUCCACCUCAUCCCCUUCCCACAAUGCAACACGGGCAAGAAACAAAUGAGCAAAACCAUAGGUACAUUUUAUAUGCAUUUAAAAAAAUGAAGAGUGUGGGUUUUUGUUAAUGUUGUGUGGAAAAGGGUGCAGGUUACUUUUGAAAUCACUUGUCCAACAUUCAAUUUGUAAAUGCUGACUUUGAAUUCUGUGAUCUGUUGGUCUAGUUUAGUCCAGACAGGACGAGUCACUGGAUGUUUUCAGCUGAUCCAGUCCUCUUUUUGUCUCAGGUCAGUAUUAUUAGUUAGAUGGUUGGAGACCAGAGAGAGGCAGCCAUAUACAGCAACACCACAAAGGGACUUGACUCUAUUACUAGAUGUGUAUAUGCAGUAUAUUAUGUACGUAUUCUUCGAAAUUUUUAGGAUUGGACCCGAUAGAACGCAUCACAAGCCAGAAGCAACGCCUCCAGGAGGUGUCAGUGAUACAUCUAACACUAGAAAGGUCAUGAUUGGCAUGCACUUGUUUAUUUAGUGUGUUAAUUUAUUAACCAGUUUUUUUGUUGUCUGUUUUGAGUGCACCGCAUGAAACAGACGGAGGGAUUUACAUUUUCCAUGUAUUUUUGUAUUUAGUAUUACCGAAGCUGUCCGAGGCGGUGUAUCAUGGUUUUCUGCUUCUGUUUUUAUUUUUCUGGUUUUCAAAUAGAGCUAAAUAAAUGUCCCUCAUGUUAUAUUUUUAUGAAGUUAGAGCCACCAUAGAGCAACAGAAUAUGAUAUUAAAUACAGCCAUUCAGUGCACCUCUCCCACCUUAAAGAUAUAAAAGUGUUUCUUCUCAUUCUUCUCUUUUCCAACAUUUACAACAUUUACAAUAAAUCCUUGUACGGCCGUGUGUAAACUUAUUAUUGGCUGAAAUGACAGCUGAUUUAACAUCGAGGGAAAUAAAUUGGUUUUAAAUAUCUGUAAUAAAUGACAUUUAC
This is a messenger RNA of Anoplopoma fimbria (sablefish), 3194 nucleotides long. It is a transcript of the gene rhot1a, whose product is annotated as ras homolog family member T1a. Gene Ontology annotation, molecular function: GTPase activity; calcium ion binding; GTP binding. Lineage: Eukaryota; Metazoa; Chordata; Actinopteri; Perciformes; Anoplopomatidae. The transcript is spliced from 19 exons. The record is from RefSeq and is a predicted model, not a curated record. Gene Ontology annotation, cellular component: mitochondrial outer membrane. Bases 250 to 2109 code for a protein of 619 amino acids. Gene Ontology annotation, biological process: small GTPase-mediated signal transduction; mitochondrion organization.